ACAGUUGAGCUGUGUCUUGAGCAUGGCCACGCUGAGCAGCACCGCGCACGUUAGCACCAACCCCUUCAGCUCCUCAAUUGUCCCUCUCUCACAGCUCGUAAAGGUCGCCGCAGCAUCAAAGAAGUCGCGGCGAGUGAGGUGCGCAUUGCCACCCUCGAAUUGGCGGGAGAGCAGACGAUUGGUCUCCAUCUCUCUCUCUCUCGCCCUCUCUAAUCUGCUCCUUGUCCCUAACCCUGCUGUUGCCGGCGGAUUCGACAAGUAUGUGAAAAGGAAGAAGCUCGACCCUCUCGAGGCUUAUGUGUCGCCAGUCAUACUCACCCAAUUACAAAUCAAGGACUUGGAGAAAUCUCUGGAAGGUGAUCAACCCCAGUUUGCUACUUGCCGGUCUCUGCUGCGUUCAGGCCCUGCAGCGUCCCUUCGCAUAAAUAUUCGAGCUGUGGCGCAGUAUGCUUCAGAUGAUGGUAAUGGGAAGGCUGCUUCGAGCGAUGUUGAUCAAUGUCUCAGGGCCUUGGAGGAACUGGAUUCCUUGCUUUUGCACGCAACAAGGAACGAACGAGCUCCGGUCAGUUCGAUGAAGGCACAGAUUGAUACUGCCCUUAAUGCGUUGGACAGCCUCCUCAAAACUGUACCUUCGGAAGUGCUAGACAAGGGGAAGGUAGCGGCCGAUUCUUACCGGAACUCAUUAGAGAACGCAGAUCUUGAUAUUUCGGACCCGGACCUGAAGCAGUUGGAAUCGAUAUUGUAAAUACAGGAGCUAUGAAAAUCUCCCAACACAUACACGGAUGGUUUGUAUACUUUGUAUGGUGAUACAUUGUUUUUCCUUUCA
Molecule: messenger RNA, 826 nt
Organism: Pyrus x bretschneideri (Chinese white pear)
Lineage: Eukaryota; Viridiplantae; Streptophyta; Magnoliopsida; Rosales; Rosaceae
Exons: 7
Coding region: 23-745 (240 amino acids)
Source: RefSeq, a predicted model, not a curated record